This is a messenger RNA of Exophiala bonariae, 915 nucleotides long. RefSeq lists its product as uncharacterized. Lineage: Eukaryota; Fungi; Ascomycota; Eurotiomycetes; Chaetothyriales; Herpotrichiellaceae. The transcript is spliced from 3 exons. Gene Ontology annotation, biological process: proteolysis. Bases 1 to 915 code for a protein of 304 amino acids. The record is from RefSeq and is a predicted model, not a curated record. Gene Ontology annotation, molecular function: peptidase activity.
AUGUCGACGGAUAAUGCCUUAGUCCCCACCACGUCGUCGGUGAUGAUGGACGAUGGAGCCAAAUUGCAUGUGAAGAUUCUUGGAGACGGCAAUGGCUCCAGCUCGAAGCCUUUGCUCAUCUCUCUUCAUGGCGCACCUGGUCUAUCCACCCAUCUUGAGCCCGCGGCUUCUUACACUUUUCUGUCGAAGGUCUAUCGGGUACUAGUGUAUGAUGGUCGCGGGAGCGGCACUUCCGAUCAUAUCGGACCAUUUAGUCAUGACCGAUGGAUCAAGGAUAUCGAAACUCUCAGGAAGUUUUACGGCGCAGAAAAGUUCGUUUUGGCCGGUGCAUCUUACGGAGCUUUCCUUGCACUCGACUAUGCCGUUCGCCAUGGAGACAGGCUGGACGGACUCAUUCUACGGGGGGCUUGGGCAAACGGAAAAUUUGGCCCAAUGAAUGCGCUGGCGAAUAUCCUGACAUCGGACAAAGUGAAAGUUGAUACUGAACGUCAAGUGCGCCUGUGGUCUGGAAAUCUACGUAACGACCAAGAUUUCGAAGACUCAAUCAUGGAGCUGCUCCCAUUCUAUGCGCCGCCACAUACGGCUGAUAUUCAGGACAUCCCAGAGUCGACAGAAUUCAUGGGAACUGUGAAGUAUCACUCUGCAACGCAAAACUAUGCGUUCGGUGUUAAUAUGCCCCAGUUCGAUGUGCGAGAUAAGCUCCAAUCAAUCAAGGCCCCAACAUAUGUAGUCGUCGGGCGACAUGACUAUGUGACACCAGUGUCCAGCAGUGAAGAGAUUGCUCGUGCGAUUCCUCGAGCGAAGCUGGAAAUAUUCGAGCACUCAGGGCAUAGUCCACCAUCAGAUGAACCGAAGGCAUUUGAAGCGAGCCUGGCGAAGUGGUUGAAAGCCGAAGGAUUGCCCUCUACAAGCUGA